AUGUCGAAUCAGCCCAACGGUGACUAUGAUGGCAACCAAAGGCCCAGGCGGAACAUAACAGGCCCUCAGUCGGCCUUGACAGACUUUCUUGCUUCACACAACAUUUCGGCCCAGCAGAUCAGAGAUUCGGCCGAUCAGCGGAGACAAGCUGCAAUCCAACAGGCGCAGGAGAACGGAGGAGGGGAGAACCCCGAGGCAGCGGAAGAAGUAGAGACAAGUCCAGUCCAGGCCAGGAGAAGCUCGCGACGGCAAUCAGCAGUCAAUGCUGGCGAGGCAAACGCUCAGGCGGCCAAGGAGAAGACGAUAGAAAAGAGUAAAGGGGGCAGGGCGUUGAAGAAGCGCAAGAAGGGAGCAAAUUCCGACGACAAUUCCGACGAUGAGAUCGCGCGGGCCCUGUUCAACGAGAGGCACGCGCCGCUGCCGGGACAGAUGGGGAACUGCGCCAUGUGCGAUAAGCGCUUCACCGUGACCCCUUACUCGGUGGCCGGACCGGAUGGAGGUCUCCUCUGCGCGCCGUGCGGACGAGAGGUGGCCAAGGAGCGGCAAGGCCAGCAACCCAAGAAGAAGAAGAAGCCAACGCCGGCGCGCCGCCAAACCGGCGGGAUAGGCGCAAGGCGAGCUGUGCAGAGCCGGCUACUGGAUGGCGACGUGGGGGCCAAAUCGCUGUCGACCCUCUGCGUGCAGACGCUGGCCAAGAACGUGGAUAUGGCCGAGAGCUUGGGAGACCUUCCCGAGCACCUGGUGGACAAGAUCGCGCGCAUCUUCUCGAAGCAACGGCUCCUGCGGGCGGAAACGCUCCCCCUCUUCGUCCAACCGGGGACGGAGAUGGUGCACAUCUACGACGGGGCGCGGCUGAAUGAGCGAGAUCUGAUGAGCAUCUUCCAGGUGACGGGUUCGCACCUGCGGCGGUUCAAGGCGAAGUGUGCCAUACAGUUCAAGGAUAGCGUCAUGGACUACGUGCUCUCGCGCGAGGCCAUGCAACUCGAGAGCUUCUACCUGCACGGAGCCAACCUGCUGAGCGAGGAGAAAUGGCAUCAGUUCCUCCGCGCCAAAGGCGGUCCCCUGCGCACUCUGCAGGUCUAUUAUACCGACCGACAUUUCGGCGACGAGACCGUAGGCGUCAUCAAGACGCACUGCCCGGCCAUCGAGAAGGUCAAGAUUGAGAACAACCAAAAGGUCGGCGACGCUGGAGUCCGCACCCUCGCCGAGAUACCCACCCUCCGGCACAUAGGCCUGCGGCUGCGGCACAGCCUGUCGCCAUCGGCCAUCAGCCACGCCGUAACCGGUGUGGGUGCCAACCUGGUCACCCUGUCGCUCAAUGCGGUUCCUCUGGCUGACGACAACGUACUGGCGGCCAUCCGCACGCACUGUCGUCGCCUGACCAAGCUGCGCAUCACGGAGAGCGAGCACAUGACCGACGCCGGCUUCGCCGGGCUCUUCUCGGGCUGGCAGAACCAGGCGCUCGAGUUCCUCGACCUCGAGAAGUGCCGAUACGUGAGCGCCUCGAAGCCGCGUGACAACGAGGACCACGUCGGUCUCUGCAGCCGAGGGUUCAAGGCUCUCAUGGCGCACUCGGGCAGCGGGCUGCGCAAGCUCAACGUCCACGCAUGCCGCAACAUCUCGCGCCAGGCCUUUGAGGACGUUUUCGGGGGUGCCCAGCUCUAUCCGGAGCUCAGGAAGCUCGAGAUCAGCUUCUGCGAGGAGGUUACCGACUACAUACUCGGCUGCAUCUUCCGCUCCUGCCCCCGUAUCAGGGAGGUCAACGUGUUUGGGUGCAUGAAGGUCAAGGACGUGCGGGUGCCGCGUGGCGUCAUCCUCGUCGGCGUUCCUAAUGCCCAGGGCAUGGUGACGGAAGGGGUGGAUUGA
Geosmithia morbida is the source of this 1866-nucleotide messenger RNA. Its product is annotated as DNA repair protein RAD7. NCBI's taxonomy places the organism in Eukaryota, Fungi, Ascomycota, Sordariomycetes, Hypocreales, Bionectriaceae. Gene Ontology annotation, cellular component: SCF ubiquitin ligase complex. The record is from RefSeq and is a predicted model, not a curated record. Gene Ontology annotation, biological process: SCF-dependent proteasomal ubiquitin-dependent protein catabolic process. The coding region runs from base 1 to 1866 and encodes 621 amino acids. The transcript has 2 exons.